Molecule: messenger RNA, 1754 nt
Organism: Magnolia sinica
Lineage: Eukaryota; Viridiplantae; Streptophyta; Magnoliopsida; Magnoliales; Magnoliaceae
Product: aluminum-activated malate transporter 8
Exons: 6
Coding region: 116-1576 (486 amino acids)
Biological process (GO): malate transport
Cellular component (GO): plant-type vacuole membrane
Source: RefSeq, a predicted model, not a curated record
UCUCUCUCUCUCUCUCUCUGAAAUAGAGAGACCAAAGAUCUCAUUCGUCCUUGUUCUUUCUCCAACAUCCAUUUCUCACCCAGUUCAUGCAAACCAUCUUCCCAUCUUCUUAGCAAUGGAGACUGGUCAUGGAGGCGAGGAGAGGAUUGGGUUCUUCACAAGAGUAUGGCAGCAGCGAGUCAAGGCACCAUUAUCACAGUUCAAGUCAAACGUGGCCCAGCUGCCGAAGAAGGUGAAGAAGAUCGCACAAGAUGACCCAAGAAGGGUUAUCCAUUCCCUCAAGGUGGGGCUGGCACUCACCUUGGUGUCCCUUUUCUACUAUUUUAGGCCUUUGUACAAUGGCUUCGGAGUUUCUACCAUGUGGGCCGUGCUAACAGUCGUUGUCGUCUUCGAAUACACCGUAGGUGCAACAUUGGGAAAAGGCUUGAAUAGAACAUUUGCAACAUCAUUAGCUGGUGCUCUUGCUGUUGGAGCUCAUCACCUGGCAAGUCUUACCGGAGAGAAAGGAGAGCCUAUACUUCUAGGUGCUUCUGUCUUCUUACUAGCUGCGGCAGCGACUUUUGCACGAUUCUUCCCUGGGAUUAAGGCGAGAUACGACUAUGGGGUGGUCAUAUUUAUACUGACGUUUAGCCUCGUGGCGGUGUCUGGGUAUAGAGUUGACGAAAUCAUCGAACUAGCUCACCAGAGGCUAUCGACAAUCAUCAUUGGUGGCUUCACAUGUGUGCUUAUAGCAAUUUUCGUUUGCCCCGUUUGGGCUGGUGAAGACCUUCAAAAUCUUAUAGCACAGAACAUAGAAAAGCUUUCAUGCUUCCUGGAAGGGUUUGGAAGUGAGUACUUCAAAGAGGAAGAGGGAGAAACUGGUGAUGUUAGUAAGGAGGACAAGACAUGUCUUCAAAGCUAUAAAAGUGUGCUUAAUACAAAGGCUUCUGAAGAAGCUCUGGCCAAUUUUGCUAGAUGGGAGCCCAGCCAUGGCCGUUUCUUGUUCCAUCAUCCAUGGAAUCUGUAUCUGAAGAUUGGAUCAUUAGCACGCCAAUGUGCCUACUCUAUUGAAUCUCUCAAUGCAUUCGUUGGCUCAGGAACAAAGGCGCCAAAGGAAUUCCAGCAAAAGAUUAAGGCAGCCUGCACCAAGAUGAGCUCGGAAACUGGCAAGGCGCUAUUAGAAUUAUCUUCAUCCAUGCGGACGAUGACACAACCAACCUCUGCCACUGAGCAUGUUGCUAAAGCGAAAACUGCCGCCGCCAACCUCAAAAAUUCCCUUAAAACAGACUUGUUGGAGAUCGACCUAUUAGAAAUCGUUCCGGCAGUCAACGUCGCAUCUUUGCUUAUGGAGAUUGUCGCCCAGACAGAGGAAAUCAAGGAGGCCAUCGACGAGCUUGCGCGCGUCGCGAAAUUCAAAAACCCCACAUUUGUGACUGAUAGAACACCGUCACUCAGCCGAGCUGCCAUAAAACCACUCUCUGAUAACAUGGAUGGCCCGCAUGUUGUUAUUGACAUAAGUGGAUCCACCACGUCGGAUUCACCAGAAAAUGCUAAAGUUUCUCAUGAAAUAACAAGGAUUAGGAAUGUGGACGCGUAAAUAUUUGGGACCAUUGUAUAUGUAACAGUCCGAUACUAACACCCAGCUUUGCAGUUAUAAAAAGCGUAGUUGAAGACAUAUUCAAAUAUUUGUUGGCAAAUUUUCGCUAAUUCACCAUCUCUAGAGAAAUUAAAUUAGUCAAUAAAAUAGGCUUUUAAGCCAACUUCGAGAGUGUUUU